Musa acuminata subsp. malaccensis (wild Malaysian banana) is the source of this 2401-nucleotide messenger RNA. Its product is annotated as probable receptor-like protein kinase At2g42960. Gene Ontology annotation, biological process: protein phosphorylation. Gene Ontology annotation, molecular function: protein kinase activity; ATP binding. NCBI's taxonomy places the organism in Eukaryota, Viridiplantae, Streptophyta, Magnoliopsida, Zingiberales, Musaceae. The record is from RefSeq and is a predicted model, not a curated record.
CAACCCACCUUUAAAUGCCAACCCUGUACUUCUCUCUUGCUUUUCCCUUUCCUUCCUAUCGUCUUCCUCUCCUCCAUCACCAACCCCGCCCCGCGCCCCCUUCACCGAGGUCUCCCCUCCUCCAUUCCUCUCGAUCUUUGGUUCCCUCCGACCCAUUGCGUCGGAGCAUCUGAUCUUCCAUUGACGAUCCUCUCUGAAUCAGAAGCAAUCAUCAACUAUUUAACCGAACCGCCCCUGGCUCUCCUUCCGAUCUCUCAAAGAUUGAAAGAAAGAUCCUUUUCUUUCUCCUCGCCUCUUCGAUUUUCCUUUGGUACUUGGAUGCCGCUCUAGCUGCAUUUGUUCUUUCGCUUCCUUUGAUUCGUCUUGAGUUGCUACUUCGCUUUUGGGGUUGAAGCUUCAUGUCUUAAAACUCUUUGCUUGGUGACUGGAAUAUCGAAAAGAUCAGACCAGCAAAACUGAAACAAAAAAAUGUCAUCUCCUGACUCAUUAAACACAGAGUUAUCGCAGAAGACACCAGUCUUUGGUCUGAGACUUUGGGUUGUCAUUGGCAUCUGUGUUGGCGUGUUGAUUGUGUUUAUUCUCUCUAUCCUAUCGAUAUGGGUCACAUCCAAGAGGAAGACAAAAAGGAAUUUUGACAACUUACCUAUCUCGCAAAUCCCAAAUGUCUCCAAGGAAAUUACGGUCGACAGAGUUGGUAAUCAUUGUUUUGCUCAAACUUUCCCGGAGAGGGAAGGGCCUUUCUUCCUCUCACAUGACAACUAUAGUGAUAUGGAUUCUGGAAAGACACUUGCACACUUGACCUUGAACAAGUCGAGUGAUGCUGAUAACAUGAGCCAGAGUAGCUCAGUCUACCACAAUGAUAGGGCUGGGAGUUCAUAUUCUGGUGAUGAAGGUAGCUCAGGACCCACUAGGAAAGCAUAUACAGGAUAUGCACUUGUGUCCGCAUCUCCUUUAAUUGGACUGCCAGAAUCCUCGCAUCUCGGAUGGGGUCACUGGUUUACUCUAAGGGACCUUGAGCUUGCUACAAAUCGAUUCUCCAAGGAAAAUGUACUUGGGGAAGGCGGAUAUGGAGUUGUUUAUCGGGGCCGUUUGAUAAAUGGAUCUGAGGUUGCAGUCAAGAAACUUCUGAACAAUCUGGGACAGGCAGAGAAGGAGUUCAGAGUGGAAGUCGAAGCCAUCGGUCAUGUUCGACACAAAAAUCUAGUGAGGCUUUUGGGAUACUGUAUAGAAGGAAUUCAUAGGAUGCUUGUGUAUGAGUAUGUCAACAAUGGAAAUUUGGAGCAGUGGCUACAUGGAGCUAUGCGCCAACAUGGUGUCCUUAGUUGGGAGAACCGCAUGAAGGUUAUCCUUGGCACUGCAAAGGCGCUUGCUUAUUUGCAUGAAGCUAUUGAACCAAAAGUUGUUCACCGAGAUAUUAAAUCAAGUAACAUCUUGAUUGAUGAUGAGUAUAAUGGAAAGAUAUCUGAUUUUGGAUUGGCUAAGCUUUUGGGUUCUGAUAAGAGCCACGUUGCAACUAGAGUAAUGGGAACAUUUGGGUAUGUGGCUCCUGAAUAUGCUAACACUGGACUUCUAAAUGAGAAGAGUGAUGUUUAUAGUUUUGGAGUAUUGUUACUGGAGACCGUGACCAGCAGGGAUCCUGUGGAUUACAGCAGGCCAGCAAAUGAGGUGAAUCUAGUGGAGUGGCUCAAAAUGAUGGUUGGAAAUCGGAGAGCAGAGGAAGUAGUGGAUCCAAAUCUUGAGGUCAAACCAGCUACGCGAGCUCUUAAACGUACCCUUUUGGUUGCACUGAGAUGUGUUGAUCCUGAUGCUGAUAAAAGACCCAAGAUGGGCCAGGUUGUUCGAAUGCUCGAAGCAGAUGAAGUUUCAUAUCGUGAGGAUCGGAGAAACAGAAGGAAUCAGACAGGUAACGUGGAGAUAGAGGCCCAGAAGGAGAGUAACAGUUCAAGUGAUAUGGAAAAUAAAGUGGGAAGAAGAGAGUUUCAAACUUCUGAAAGGUUUCAGGCAUAAGGAUGUUUGUUAGUUAUAUCACACAUGCAGCAAGAAGCCAGUGAUUGACACUCUCUCUUUGCUAACGAGAUCGAACUACUUUUUGACAUUCAGGACCAACUGAAGGAUGAAUUUUCUGGCUCUUCUGUUAUGGUGUUACUUCUGUAGUGGGCAUCCAUCAGGUGAAGAGCAAACUCAUCAUUUUGGAAGUUCCUGAUUACCUAGUGGAGUUAGAUUUCUUGUACAGAAACCUAUUUUGAAGUCGAAAAUCUUCAUUGGCCUUACAUAAUUUUAUCCUUUGGUUUUGUUUCAUUAUUCUCCUCUUGACUCCAACUUUUCAAUUGUUUUGCCCUUUACUCCAUGUCCAAAAAGGCAUGAUAAGUAAUCAUUUCAUCUUUUGCCUGGGGUUCCUUUA